GGGAGAGACAUUCCCUUCCCUCCUGCGAGUAAAAUCAAAGGAAGAUGGAGGUGGACAUCCCCGCCGACGUCCCCUGCUCUUCCACCGCCGUCAAUUCCGUCAUUCGCAUGGGCACCGCCGGCUUAAUCUGGGGUUCCUGUUCUGGUCCAUACGAAGCCAACAAAUUAGGUCUUGCUGGCAUUCAUCGAGCUUCUUUUAUUGCUAAGUCAGUUGGUCGGUUUGGCUUUCAGUGGGGACUGUUUGCUGCAAUAUUUUCUUCCACUCGCUGUGGGCUUCAGAGAUAUAGAAGACGAAAUGAUUGGGUUAAUGUUUUGACUGCUGGUGUAGUAGCAGGGGCUGCUUUUGGUGCAGGCACCCGAAACUGGAAGCAGGUUGCUGGAGCAACAGGUCUUGUGUGUCUCUUGUGUCAUGUUGCUGAGGACUCCAGAUAAAAUUUCUCUGAUUUGCUUAGAAGGGACUAAAAUACACUGCAGUAGUGCUGGAAAUUGAUGGACCCUUGUCUCCAUCCAUACCAGUCUGUGCCAUACUAACUACAUCAUGUUGAUUGAGGAAGCAUGGCACAGUGCAUGCUUCACGGAAUGGAAAACGAAAUUCAGCUAAUUGAAGUUCAUACAUGAUUUUUUUUUUUUUUUUUUUUUUUUUUUUUUUUUUUUUGUCAAUUUCAUAGGCCACGAGUUUUAGGGAAACAAACCUAACAUAUGAAUUACAAAGCAAGUAUAUCUUUAUCGUUUUCACUUUAAAUGGCCCCUAAUCCCUAUAGGACAAUCAUAAUCCUCUAGGGGACUGUUGCUUGGAGUUGAUCAUAGGUUGGUUUAUCUACAUGUUUUUGAAUUACACUAUGUUAUUUGGAGUAAAAUCUAGAUAUGGAACUUGCUGAAUCUCUUUUAAAAUCCUUUUCA
Messenger RNA from Nicotiana tabacum (common tobacco), 899 nucleotides. Its product is annotated as outer envelope pore protein 16-4, chloroplastic. Lineage: Eukaryota; Viridiplantae; Streptophyta; Magnoliopsida; Solanales; Solanaceae. The record is from RefSeq and is a predicted model, not a curated record. Gene Ontology annotation, molecular function: transmembrane protein transporter activity. Gene Ontology annotation, biological process: protein insertion into mitochondrial inner membrane. Gene Ontology annotation, cellular component: TIM22 mitochondrial import inner membrane insertion complex.